Molecule: messenger RNA, 2145 nt
Organism: Penicillium maclennaniae
Lineage: Eukaryota; Fungi; Ascomycota; Eurotiomycetes; Eurotiales; Aspergillaceae
Product: transcription factor TFIIIB subunit BRF1
Exons: 2
Coding region: 1-2145 (714 amino acids)
Biological process (GO): DNA-templated transcription initiation; transcription by RNA polymerase III; transcription preinitiation complex assembly
Cellular component (GO): nucleus; transcription preinitiation complex; transcription factor TFIIIB complex
Molecular function (GO): TBP-class protein binding; RNA polymerase III general transcription initiation factor activity; RNA polymerase III type 3 promoter sequence-specific DNA binding
Source: RefSeq, a predicted model, not a curated record
AUGUCGAAGCCCGCCACGCGAAUAAGCGUGACUCCCCGUGGGCCUCGAGCACCCGUCAAGCGCUUGGCUACCACUAGAGCUCCGACUCCGACUCCUAUCAAGCGUCCCUCAAUCAGCCGCCCUCAACCUCCACGGCCCACUACACAUCCCAAGACUUCUAGCUGUCCCAACCCAGGUUGUCCUGCUCCCCACAUUGUUGAAGAUGAAGGCCAGAAGGUUUGCUCUGGAUGUGGUACUGUCAUCAGUGAAUCCAAUAUCGUGUCUGAAGUCACCUUUGGUGAGAGCUCUUCCGGAGCUGCUGUCGUUCAGGGUACUUUCGUCGGCGAAGAUCAGACCCAUGUACGCAGCUUUGGUCCCGGCUUCCAGCGAGGUGGCGCAAUGGAGAGCCGAGAGAUGACUGAAGCAAAUGGAAACCGCUAUAUUAGCCAGCUGGCGCGAGCUUUGACCAUUCCAGAGAGUGCUUCAAAGGCUGCUGGUCAGGUAUUCAAGCUCGCAGUCGGAUUGAACUUCAUCCAGGGUCGGCGAACGAAAACUGUGGCUGCAGUGUGUCUCUACAUUGCUUGCCGUCGCCAGGAUGGCAAUACAGUGAUGUUGAUCGACUUCGCCGAUGUUUUGAUGAUCAACGUCUUCAAACUUGGUCGCACCUACAAAGCCCUUCUUGAUGAGCUUCGCCUGGGAGGCAACGUCUUUCUGAUGAAUCCUAUCGACCCCGAGAGCCUCAUCUAUCGAUUCUCAAAGCAAUUGGAGUUCGGACCAGCCACCAUGCAAGUCGCUGGUGAGGCUGUCCGUAUUGUGCAGCGAAUGAACCGUGACUGGAUGACAACUGGUCGAAGACCGGCCGGUGUCUGCGGUGCGGCACUGAUUCUUGCUGCUCGAAUGAAUAAUUUCCGCCGGACCGUUCGUGAGGUUGUCUACGUGGUGAAGGUGACCGAAAUUACCAUUAGCCAGCGUUUAAAUGAGUUUAGCUCAACCGAGAGUGGAGACUUGACCGUUGAUCAAUUCCGCUCCGUACAACUUGAGAAUGCACACGAUCCGCCUUCCUUCACUCGCGCAAGGGAAGGCCGCAAACCCAGCCAUAUCAACCACAAGGCCGCAGAGACCGCAGCAGAAUUGGAAUGGGACACCGAAAGCGAACACGGAUCCGUUCAACCUUCACGAAUCGAUGCUGACGGCUUCGCCAUCCCGAAUCUGCCCAUCGAUCCUGCCCUGACCGAGAAGACACGCCGGCGUUCUUCCAUUGCUAAAGCAGUGAACGAUGUUAUCGAGGACACAGAAAACGAACAGGUCGGGUCUAAGGGCAAGGGCAAGCGGAAGCGCGAGCCUCUUCCACCGCCGUCUGAGGAGCAGGUCGCAGCAGAAGAUGCCCUGGAGGACGAGAUGCGGACCAUGCUUGCCAAAGGUUCCAAUAUGAUUGAGAGCAUGGUCGAACCCGAGCAGCAGAAGCCCAUUCCCGACGAUGCCGAAAUUGCCGAAAGCGAGUUCGAGGACGAUCCCGAGGUCAAGCACUGCCUCUUGACGCCGGCUGAGGUUGAGUUCAAGGAGACCAUCUGGGUAUCCGAGAACAAAGACCUCGGAAGCGUUCGCAAGGGCCGGAUGGGCGAUGUCUCCUACCUCGAUGGUGAGGGCGAGGGUGAAGAUGGCCGCAGCUCUCGCGCAGCGACCCCGGCUGAGGCGACCCGACGAAUGCUUGAGCGACGUGGAUUCAGUAAGAAAAUCAAUUACAAUGCUCUUAAUGAUCUCUUCGACGGAAAGAAGACAGAGGAUCACCCCAAGGCCGAGAGUCUGAGCCGAAGCCAGAGUCGGAGCGUCAGUAUUGUCUCCCGCCGUAGCACCAGCCGGGCACCCGAACCCGAAACUCGCCGCUCAGUUCGUCCCUCUCCAGUCAAGGCACGAUCCGGCCGCACUCAGUCUGGUGCACCUCUACCCACUCCACCACCUACGCAGUCUCAGCCCGUCGAGGAAAUCGCUGGCCCUGUUCCUAAAGAGGAUCUUCCGGAUGAAGAGCAGCCCGAUCCGGAUGAUCUGGAAGAUGACGAGGACGAUGAGAUGGAAGAUGACCAUGUCGACGAUGCAUUUGCCGGCAAUUACAGCCGGUAUGAUGAGGACGACUACUAUGGCGGAGACAGUGACGAUGAUGGCUAUUGA